UUUAAUAGCUGUUUGACAUUUCUGCUAACGUCAAACCGGCAGCAUGCAAACCGCACAUUUCAACGUCCGUCUUUCUAAACUGCAAUAAUAAACAAACUAUAACGAGAAAAAUAAGUCUAUAAAAUGGAUUCCUUAAUAUCAGAUACAAAUGGUUUAACUAUUACAAAAGAUUUAAAAUUGCGGCCUAUGAAAUGUGAAGCAUACACACUCUCGAAUAGUGAUAGUUCUGUUACAUAUUCACAAGGUAUGACAUGUGUUGUGGCGGCAUGUUCUGGUCCUAUGGAGUGCAAACUUCAACAUAUGAAUGGUGAAAAUGCUUACGUUGAAUGCAUUUAUCGACCCAAAGCUGGUGUGGCUACAAUUCACCAUAAAUUGUUUGAAGGGAUAAUAAAAGAUACAGUGAUCGCAACGUUUUAUACCAACAAAUUGUGUCGCGCAAAGUUCUCAGUACAAGUGCAAGAAGUGGAAGAUAGAAGUGGUUUAUUCGCUUGUGCGCUCAAUGCGGUUUCCUUGGCAAUGCUUAUGAAUGGUGCGUCUAUGAGAUAUGUAUUUACGGCAGUACAUUGCAUUUUGGAUGCAAAACAGCGUCUAAUACUGGACCCUGAUUUAACAGAGUCAAAAAAUAAACUUGCCACUUUUACAUUUGCGUUUGAAAAUGUGCAAAGAAAAGUUGUCACGGUUUAUGCCAAUGGCAGCUACACUCGUGCACAAUUUAAUGAUGCUGAGCUGCUAUGUCGAGCAGCCAGCUUUGAGGUUUUAGACUAUUUUCGUGCCUUUAUAACACCUUUGUACAAUGUAAUACGCAAGAACGUGGGAGUCGUGGCGCUGGAUUAUAGAUCAAGUGAAGAAGAUGACACAAAAGCAGAAAAUGCUAGUAAAAAUGAGAAAGAUUGAAAAGUUAAUUUUAAUAAGUAUUUUUAAUUAGAAUAAAAAAAAUUGCGUAAGAAA
This is a messenger RNA of Teleopsis dalmanni, 948 nucleotides long. Its product is annotated as exosome complex component RRP46-like. Lineage: Eukaryota; Metazoa; Arthropoda; Insecta; Diptera; Diopsidae. The record is from RefSeq and is a predicted model, not a curated record. The transcript is spliced from 3 exons. Gene Ontology annotation, cellular component: nucleolus; nuclear exosome (RNase complex); cytoplasmic exosome (RNase complex). Gene Ontology annotation, biological process: U4 snRNA 3'-end processing; rRNA catabolic process; poly(A)-dependent snoRNA 3'-end processing. The coding region runs from base 124 to 894 and encodes 256 amino acids.